GGUUAAUUGCACAAAAUCUAUUGAAAUUGAGCCUUGCACCAGAGUCAAGAAUCAUAUCAGUGCGUCAUUAAUUAGUCCAUUAACCGACGUCAUUUCGGAAGAACACCGGGCGGUACCCGGGCGGAUCCAUGAAAUCCAACUACUGGGUGCACUGCAUCUGCAUGAACCUCUUCCAAUGGAUGCCGGCCCUGUUCGUGGAUGCCCUGCUUUGGCUGCUUCGCUACCCUCCCGUCCUUUGCCGCGUACAGAACCGAAUCUUCAAGGGCUUCGAGGUAUUCGAGUAUUAUGCAAACAACGUCUGGAACUUUGACAAUUCGGAGGCUGUGAAGCUAUGGAAGCUAAUGAACAACAAAGAGCGGAAAACAUAUGUGAUAGAAAAGAUCGAGCUCGAUCUAAUCGAUAACUUCACCAACUGUGUGCUCUGCGCCCGUCGUCUGAUCCUUAAGGAGUCGGACGAAUCCAUUCCAGCGGCCCGGAGACACAUGAAAGUUAUGUGGGUGGUGGACAAGGUCUACAAGGGUAUCUGGCUCUUUGGCAUCCUAUACAUGCUCUACAGGUGUUUCUUCGCCAGUUAAGCGACAGCUCCACCCGGAU
This is a messenger RNA of Drosophila miranda, 594 nucleotides long. RefSeq names its product putative fatty acyl-CoA reductase CG8306. The record is from RefSeq and is a predicted model, not a curated record. The transcript has 2 exons. NCBI's taxonomy places the organism in Eukaryota, Metazoa, Arthropoda, Insecta, Diptera, Drosophilidae. The coding region runs from base 129 to 575 and encodes 148 amino acids.